AGCGAUCUGAUUGGUUGCUAGGGGCAACUCAGCCCCUUUUACUCCGGACAUGUUUUGAUAAAUCUUCCCCAAUAUAGGGGAUAGGGGACACGAUGACUAGGAGCGGAGCAACCCUUUUAAGGUCCCGAUAAAGUCCUAACAUUCCGCUGGCGGUAGAGGUAGUUUUUAGACCUAAUGGUAACACUGGGCCUGGGCAGGUUUUAGAGAUUGUCCUCCCGGCACCUUGCACUUGGGUUGGUCCGGAAACCCUUCACCCCCCCCCCCCCCCCCAUAGGAGGGGGUCCAUAGGAAGUAGGUAACUGAGUAGAUGCCCCAUAUUAAGAAGGAUCCUACCAGGCAGGGGGUAUAUGUGUAUCUCGCCAUGUGAUGCAGGUAGGUGAGGGUCUGUGGCACCGCGGAGGUAGAUCUCGCCCAUUUCUGACUGGAGGUCCCACUGAGCCCAUCGUCCGAAAUGGGAGAAGCCUUUCGUCCCACAGCAUGCAAUCCUUCCUGCACCACUACACCGCCAGCUCCUUCCAAAAGCCGCCCAUCCCCCGGCCGCACAGUGCCGUCUGCCGGAGCCUCAGCUCUUACCUGAACCGGAGCAGCCGACUAGAGAUUGUACAUGAAGACCUGAAGAUGGGCUCUGACGGGGAGAGUGACCAAGCCUCCGGCUCUUCUGAUGAAGUUCAGUCACCAGUCCGAGUCAGGAUGAGGAACAACGCUGCACGGAAAAUAUCCACCGAGGAUGUAAAUAAGCGUCUGUCCCUCCCCGCUGACAUCCGUCUUCCUGAGGGCUACCUUGAGAAGCUGGCUCUGAGUAGCCCCCCAUUCGAUAAGCCUUUAAGCAGACGACUGAGAAGAGUGUCCCUGUCAGAGAUUGGUUUUGGGAAAUUGGAAACCUAUGUCAAGUUAGACAAACUGGGAGAGGGUACUUACGCUACUGUUUACAAGGGCCGGAGUAAGCUGACAGAAAACCUGGUGGCUCUUAAGGAGAUCCGCCUGGAACAUGAAGAAGGUGCACCAUGUACAGCCAUUCGGGAAGUUUCCCUUCUGAAGGACUUGAAACAUGCAAAUAUUGUUACUCUGCACGACAUUAUCCACACGGAGAGGACCCUGACUCUUGUCUUCGAGUAUCUGGAUAAAGAUCUAAAGCAAUAUCUGGACGAUUGUGGGAACUUAAUAAACCUUCACAACGUCAAGCUUUUUCUUUUCCAGCUUCUUCGGGGGCUGUCGUACUGUCACAGGCGUAAGGUUCUGCACCGAGACCUGAAGCCGCAGAAUUUACUGAUCAACGAGAAGGGGGAGCUCAAGCUGGCCGAUUUCGGCCUGGCCCGCGCCAAAUCUAUACCCACAAAAACCUACUCCAAUGAAGUGGUUACUUUGUGGUACCGACCGCCUGAUAUUCUUCUGGGGUCCACGGAAUACUCCACCCAGAUCGACAUGUGGGGCGUCGGCUGCAUCUUUUACGAGAUGGUUACGGGGCGACCGCUUUUCCCAGGAUCCACUGUGGAGGAACAGCUGCACUUUAUUUUUCGGAUACUCGGAACACCCACUGAAGAGACGUGGCCCGGGAUCCUUUCUAAUGAAGAAUUUAAAUCCUACAACUACCCCAAAUAUUAUCCAGACCCUAUCCAGAAGCAUGCUGCCAGGCUGGAUACAGAUGGAGCCAACCUUCUGUCCAAGUUCCUUCAGCUGGAAGGAAGGAGGAGGAUCUCCGCAGAGGAAGCCAUGAAACACUUAUACUUCCAGGAAUUGGGUGAAAGGGUUCAUAAGCUACCAGACACUACUUCCAUCUUUGCACUGAAAGAGAUCCAUCUGGACGAAGAGAACAAGCUUAGGACCGCCACGGAAUCCGUUCACAUACAGUCUCGUAGGCUCAGCCUUGUUCUUGGUUGAACACUUGGAGGUCUGGUCUUUUGAAGCAAAGCGUAUGACCCUACAGCUGAACGAGCCCUAGGCCGGGCCGAGUCUGACUUGACUGCUCUUUGAGCCUGCAGUAGGUGGACAAGUGAACGUGGACAUUAAGCAGUGCCAGCAUGUGGCAUCUACAAUACCCAUAUUAUCUUUCCCGUUGCCGUGCGGACACUAUGUGCUGAUCUGCUGCUGUUCCCGCGGGGACGACUUCUGCCACACUCCCGCCGUGUGUCAUACCGUUAGGCCCCUGCCGAAUGUCCUCUCCUUGCUCUCCCUUGUGUGCCCGCCCUUCCCGUUUUACCCCCAGGCAUACUAGGAUGUGUUUUUAGUUUCUCUACAUGAAGAUGUGACCAUCUGUAAAUCUCUGUCCUGAGGAGAGCCGAUGACUUAACUCAAGCUCCAGACUCGUAUAUGGCUUUGGCGGAAGGGGGUUCCAUAAUACAAAUGGCUUCUGGUUGUAGGAACAAGAAGUAGGGGGUAGGAUGACCGAUGCCCUGGAUGGACUCUACUCUUGUAAGAUGGUGGGGCUGGAAUAAGAGACAAGCUCCAGACUCGUAUAUGGCUUUGGCUGAAGGGGGUUCCAUACCAAUGGCUUCUGGUUGUAGGAACAAGGGGGUGGAGGAUGACCAAUGUCCUGGAUGGACUCUACUCUUGUAAGAUGGUGGGGCUGGAAUAAGAGACAAGCUCCAGACUCGUAUAUGGCUUUGGCGGAAGGGGGUUCCAUAAUAUAAAUGGCUUCUGGUUGUAGGAACAAGAAGUAGGGGGUAGGAUGACCAAUGCCCUGGAUGGACUAAACUCUUGUAAGAUGGUGGGGCUGGAAUAGGAGACAAGCUCCAGACUCGUAUAUGGCUUUGGUGGAAGGGGGUUCCAUACCAAUGGUUCUGGUUGUAGGAACAAGGGGGCGGAGGAUGACCGAUGCCCUGGAUGGACUCUACUCUUGUAAGAUGGUGGGGCUGGAAUAGGAGACAAGCUCCAGACUCGUAUAUGGCUUUGGCGGAAGGGGGUUCCAUACCAAUGGCUUCUGGUUGUAGGAACAAGGGGGCGGAGGAUGACCAAUGCCCUGGAUGGACUCUACUCUUGUAAGAUGGUGGGGCUGGAAUAGGAGACAAGCUCCAGACUCGUAUAUGGCUUUGGCGGAAGGGGGUUCCAUAAUAUAAAUGGCUUUUGGUUGUAGGAACAAGAAGUAGGGGGUAGGAUGACCAAUGCCCUGGAUGGACUCUACUCUUGUAAGAUGGUGGGGCUGGAAUAGGAGACAAGCUCUAGACUCAUAUAUGGCUUUGGCGGAAGGGGGUUCCAUAAUAUAAAUGGCUUCUGGUUGUACGAACAUGAAGUAGGGGGUAGGAUGACCGAUGCCCUGGAUGGACUCUACUCUUGUAAGAUAGUUGGGCUGUAAUACGAGACAAGCUUCAGACUCGUAUAUGGCUUUUGUGUAAGGGGGUUCCAUACAAAUGGCUUCUGGUUGUACGAACAUGAAGUAGGGGGUAGGAUGACCGAUGCCCUGGAUGGACUCUACUCUUGUAAGAUAGUUGGGCUGGAAUACGAGACAAGCUUCAGACUCGUAUAUGGCUUUGGUGGAAGGGGGUUCCAUACAAAUGGCUUCUGGUUGUACGAACAUGAAGUAGGGAUAAGGAUGACCGAUGCCCUGGAUGGACUCUACUCUUGUAAGAUGGUGGAAAGUGAGAAGGUCUUAUUACAGUCGCAGGGUGGUAAGUCCCUGCUCCUCUUUUGCUAGGUGAAGGUAAGACGCGGGCUUUGGCGUCAAGUCACUUUACUUUUCUCAGGAAUCAUGAUGCAGGACUGUGCCUGAAGGCAGGGGGAGUCAGUAUUAUAGAGGGUGCUCGCCUACGAGAGUCCUCACCAACUGCGUGAAGGCACCAAAAAGCAUUGAAUUCUGUAGAGAACCGAAAGGAGAAGUCGUAUAGAUAAUGUAGACCUAUGGGGCAGGUGGUCUCCGGUGGCCCUUCUCUACUCUCAUCCCUUUUUAGUUUACCACCCAGGGGAGGAGCAAGGAAAGGGCUCGAAACACUCUUCCUGCUACAUAUCAGAUGUAUGAACAACUAUUAAAAACAGUGAACCAAACUCUG
This is a messenger RNA of Hyla sarda, 3980 nucleotides long. RefSeq names its product cyclin dependent kinase 16 (gene CDK16). The transcript has 16 exons. Gene Ontology annotation, cellular component: synaptic vesicle; nucleus; cytoplasm. Gene Ontology annotation, molecular function: protein kinase activity; ATP binding. The record is from RefSeq and is a predicted model, not a curated record. Gene Ontology annotation, biological process: neuron projection development; protein phosphorylation; exocytosis. Bases 367 to 1878 code for a protein of 503 amino acids. NCBI's taxonomy places the organism in Eukaryota, Metazoa, Chordata, Amphibia, Anura, Hylidae.